Molecule: messenger RNA, 4213 nt
Organism: Syngnathus acus (greater pipefish)
Lineage: Eukaryota; Metazoa; Chordata; Actinopteri; Syngnathiformes; Syngnathidae
Gene: cdcp1b
Product: CUB domain containing protein 1b
Exons: 13
Coding region: 293-3904 (1203 amino acids)
Source: RefSeq, a predicted model, not a curated record
UAAAUAGCAAAGCCAUUGUGCCCCACGCCGGACAAGAAGGGAAGGGCUUUUUACGCGGUGCGUAUCCGAGUUGUAUUUAGUCGGGAGUGUGAGCUCGCUCACCUGUCAGGUUUGAACAGGUCAGCGCGCCCGCGGACCACGCCCCUGCUACUCAGGUAAGCAGGAAGUGGCUGCCUGUCAGCGUCGUCAUGCGGGACCUAGCCAAAAUUCAACUUUGACACACUGCAACUUUGGGGGGGGAAUUAACCUGGACCGCUUUUGGAAAUAAGGAAGAUUGCAGGCACAAGCGAACAUGCGGUUCGACAUCUGCGUGCCGCUCGGACUUUUCUUGUUGAUUUUUCUCCAAUUAUCAGAAUGCAUACAGUUGACAGUCCGGCCGGACAAAGGCAAAUCAGUGACUGUGUCAAGUAGCCCGGCUGCAGAUAAGUGUACGGUGUGUAUCGUCGGUGGGGCCAACGACACGCAAACGUGUGAUUCGAUUCUUGCUCUGGAGCCUGAGAAGGAGGUCGAGGUGCUCUUCAACUGCUCCGUUGAACAGUUUUACUUGGUUACUAUCAAUCAGCUCAUCGAAUGCACAAACGACACCUGCAAGCCUUCAACAAUAGAAACACAGCCGUCUCUCUUCAAUGACUUCCCCAGAACAUUCAUCUGGACGAUCAAGGCGCCUGAAAAGACAGUUGUGGGUUUGGAUGUCCUCGGAGAGGGACUGCGGGAAACGUCACAGCCGUGCAAUAAUGGAUAUCAGUAUUCAGUGACCACAUUUGAAGGGAACGGCAAAGCUGACACUCACUACUGCAAAGCGGGUUCUGUGACCCAUUUAGACCUGCUCGAUCAAGCUGUCGUGUCUCUGCAAGUUACACCAAAAACGCAGGUGGAGGCUGUGCUGUUCCAAGCGACUGCUGGACCACUAAAAGGUCGAACGGUGGUUGUGACGGUGGAUUCAAGCACGACUAUGACGCUCAGUAGGUUCUCGCAGGAACCGGAAUGCGAGCUGUGUACCGGGGUUGACUCGGCUCGCACUUGCAGCCAGACCGAGAAGACCCUGACCGAUGUCCAAAACCUGGCGCUGGAGUUCAGCUGCCUCAAACCUCAAGAUGCGUACAGUGUGGGGGUGAAAACGACAAUAGAAUGUACCCAGAGCUCAUGCACACCUACUGCAGGAGAGCUCAAUCCAAACACCUGGAAGGACUUUAGAAGAACUCUAAAAUGGGAUAUUAGUGUCCCAGACAGGACUGUCUUGACCUUGGAGCUACCUCGGGAGAACCUGAAGCAGAUAGCGGCGCAAGACAAAUGUCAAGAAGGACCCCAGUACUCGGUGAGCACAAAAAGAAGCAACGGGCAAAUCAUAACCAACAGAUACUGCAGAGGCGGACCGCGGUCACGUCUGGAUCUCCUCGGGACGACUGCCGUGAUCGUGGAGGUCCCUCAAGGAGAAGACAUGGACAGGACGAUUUUUACAACCAAAGCUGCACCCAGAGCUGGAAGAAUGAUGUCUGUGACCCCUGACCCGGACACCAUCAUUACUAUCAGCCGGGACACAGUCGACCCAGACUGCAACGUGUGUGUGCAAACAAUCCCAAAACAGACCUGUGACGGAAAAAGUCUAACCCUGAGAGAAUCUCAUAACACCUCCUUGGACUUCACUUGUCCUCACCCUGAGGAGAUCUUCAAUGUGGAGAUCAACAGAGAAAUUGACUGCACAGCGACUUCCUGCUCCGGCGAUAUUGUCCAGGCUGAGUCGUCGCUCUUCCCCGAUUUCAACCGAACCUUCACCUGGGAUCUGAAAGUUAGCUCGACUCGGGCUUUCCAGUUGGACUUCCCCGAGCCAGGAAUGCAGCAGAUUGCCAACGGAGAAACUUGUCCAGAUGAACACACCUAUGUUCUCAUUACGUAUCUGCGAACGGGCCCUGCCAAAAUCGGAACCUUCUGCAAGGGAGGUUCUGUCACGAGUGUUCAGGUGCGCUACAAGGGCCGAGUUUCUCUCCAGGUUCCUGGAGACAAUAAGAUGGAUCCGGUUAACUUUAAACUAAGUGUUGGACCUGAGACCAGCAUGGUGGCUAUUGUGAAGGUCAACCUACCACGAGGCGUCUCCAACACAACCUUCAUCUCGGCCAACUAUCCCAACGAUUUCCCUGACGACCAACAGACGCAGUGGGACUUUGUCGUGCCCGGCAUGCACAAUUAUAGCGUACAUUUUCACAGCCAUACGGCUCCGGAGUGCCUCGGCAAGAACGUAGAAGUGAUGUACAGGAAACAGGACAAGAAGAUGAUCAAUACGGGGCUGACUGACAAGCAGCCGGAGCAUCAGCAGGGCGAUUUUGAAAUGGUGCUGAAGAAUUGUGAAACGAACAGGACCUUGCAAGGACUCACUUUGAAAUACAGCGUGUCUGUUAUGAGAAGUGGUCACCCAGUUCUGUGCACAGUGGACCUGAGCAAACAGCCAAAAGUCUCCUUGCAGAUUGAGAAAGUGGGUUCCGAUCCUUACUGCGAGAUGAGCGUUAACUCUGAGAUUUCGAAAAAGAUAAACGUGGCUGCAGGCACUAAGGCCGACUUAUCUUUCCUCGACUGUCCCAAUGAAGAUGUGCAAUUGACCUCAAGUCAAGUUAUCGAUUGUCACAAUGUGGCUUCCUGCCCCGAGAGCCUCCUCACAGUGCCCACGUUGGAUUCCUGUCUACGGAUGCCCCUCCAUAGCUUUACCUGGCACCUCGUAAUCCCUCAGGACCGAACCAUCGACCUCGUGUCACCAUCGGGAAGUCUUCGACAGUCAGUACCAGGCCAGAAGUGCAAUGCUUCUGUCUCGCUACACGUGGAGGAGAGCCAAGGCUUCUCUGUGGGAGAUUUCUGCUACGACGGGAACAUCCAGAAACUUCAGGUGCACGCCAACAUCUCCGUCACGGCCACGACUCCAGAUUUCAGCAAGAGGAAAGAGCCUUUUCUUAAUGCCACCUUCACCAAAGAGAUCCCAGAGACCAUCAUUUAUCAAGUCAGCCCACAAAUGUCUUCUCCAACCCUGCUGGCCACUCCCAACUGGCCCAAAGGAAUGAGGCCUUCGUCCACCGUGUCCUGGAUCGUCUCUUUGCCGAGCGGGUACAAGGCUCAGGUCCAGUUCGUCAAGGUCAGCCAGCCCAAAUGCAACGACCGACACACGUCCAUCAAAGUCAAGAUGCUGGACUCUGAGGAGGAGAUCCUGAGCCGCCGGGAGGACGAGAAGACCGACGACGUGUUACUGGUGCCGCGCAGCUUUUAUCUCAAUAUGUCCAACUGUAUACCAGAUGAUGGAAACUUUGGGGCAGUCACCAAAAUCGUUUUAGAACCAAAGACCAAUCUUUUAGCAAUCCUUCUCGGGAUAGCAGGAGCACUUCUGCUUUUCCUCAUCAUCUUGGCUGUCGUCUGCUUCUUCAUUAGGAAAAAGAAAAAAGCAAUCAAGGACAAAGAGGCAUCCAUCUACAUUGGCAGAGGGAAUAUGUUCCGACCCGGUGACAGGAAAUUCAGCAAAGCCAGGUCUGAAAACGACUCCCACGUGUACGCCUCCAUAGACGAGACCAUGGUCUACGGUCACCUUCUGGGCGACACCAGCUACGCGGACAGCAUGCAAGAUCAUUUCAAAGGAAUGCAGUUGGACUCCUACCAAACGUUCACGGGCCCCUCCGAGCUGCCGGUCAUCAGCGAACCGGAGCCGGAGCCCGAGGUGGACCACUUCGAUACGUUCCUGGACCCGUCCCAGUCGUUCAUCCCGCCUCGUCCGCGCACGCCCAUUGACCGGCAGGACAGCCUGGGAUUCCAUGACCGCCGAAUGGUGGAUAAUGAACUCUACACGUUCAAAAACACGGGAGAUAUAAACACCAUCCGAUUGUCCGGUGCCGACAUGGAACCGCAACCGCCAACAUCAGAGGACUACUUGUAGGACGUAAGAUGCCGAAUGAUGAUUUUAAUUCUUGUUACUUCUCAGAGAUGGGAACUUCUGUGCCUAUAAGUCACGCUCAGGGAAUUCAGUUGAAACACUUGAGCUUUAUCUGAAUUUUUAAAAGCUUCCAGAAGAGGAUCUGAGACCUUUUUGUUUUUUUAUGUUGCUUAAUAUUUUUUAUUCUCUCUGCCCAUGUGGUUUGGGUUAUGGAGCAGGGAAAUUAUGUUUUAGUCUCUUUUUUUUUUUUUUUUUUAACCUGUAAUUACUUUUUAUAACAAUAAAUUUGAGGGGAACACUGCCUUUAUUGGA